Molecule: messenger RNA, 705 nt
Organism: Candoia aspera
Lineage: Eukaryota; Metazoa; Chordata; Lepidosauria; Squamata; Candoiidae
Gene: RHEBL1
Product: RHEB like 1
Exons: 8
Coding region: 1-555 (184 amino acids)
Biological process (GO): small GTPase-mediated signal transduction
Cellular component (GO): plasma membrane
Molecular function (GO): GTPase activity; GTP binding; GDP binding
Source: RefSeq, a predicted model, not a curated record
AUGCCGUUCGUGCGCUACCGAAAGGUCGUGAUCCUGGGAUACCGCUCCGUCGGUAAAACAUCUCUUGCUCACCAGUUCAUCGAUGGGGAAUUUCUGGAGUGCUAUGACCCCACGGUGGAAAGCACUUACAACAAAAUGUUGAUGGUGGGAAAGGACGAAUUCCACUUGCAGCUUGUGGACACUGCAGGACAGGAUGAAUACACUAUCUUGCCUCACUCUUUUAUCAUUGGCAUCCAUGGCUAUGUGCUGGUCUAUUCCGUCACAUCUCUCAGAAGUUUUCAGGUGGUAAAGUCCCUGCACAGCAAGUUAUAUGAAAGCAGAGGGAAGACAAGGAUGCCAGUAGUGCUUGUUGGCAAUAAAGCUGAUCUGUCAUUAGAAAGUCGUCAGGUGAAGACAGAUGAAGGCAGGAAACUUGCUGAUUCUUGGGGUGCUGUGUUCUUGGAAUCCUCAGCAAAAGAAAACCAGAUGACUCAAGGAAUCUUCACAAAGGUCAUUGAAGAAAUUGAUCGUGUGGACAAUUCUUACGGUGAACAGCGCAAUUGCACCAUGAUGUGAUGCUCCUUUCCCCCACCUGAUGCUGCUUAGCCAGUGGGAGGGUGGGGGUAAAUCAGCAGAUCCAUGCCAACUCAGGGCAGGUAUUGUGGCUACCUGGAGCUCUGAAGAGCAGGUCUGAAGUAGCUUACGGGUAACUCACAUGCAGAUACA